CUCGAUUUUUUCUUCUGUUCUUUUUUUUUAUUCCUGCAACCGUCGUGCUUAAACCCUUGCCGGAAUGGAGCCGCCGACGAAAGGAACAGUGACGCCAAUAGCAUCGUUGUUCUCAGAAGAGGAGGCACGGAAAGCAGCAAUUUACGUGGAGGAGAAAAUCGGAGAGAAGCGAGAAGCGAUGAAUCGUCUUCAACAAUUCGUCGAUGAAAACGCCAAUCUCAUCAAUCUCGUCGCGAAGCUCCCCGAUCAGCUCCAUCACAACGUUAUGGUUCCAUUAGGUAAAUUGGCAUUUUUCCCAGGUCGAUUGAUCCACACCAACGAGUUUAAGGUGUUGCUGGGAGAGAAUUAUUAUGCUGAUAGAACAUCGAAACAAACCAUUGGCGUUCUGAGUAGAAGAGACAAGACUUUACAGUCUCAAAUUCGUUCUCUGAAAGCUGAAAUUGAAGAUUUUCAAACGGAGGCUUCAUUCUUCACUGCGACUGCUUCAGAAGCAGCGGAAGGACUUAUUGAGAUAAGAGAAGACUAUGUAGAAGAAGAUUCUUCUCCUACUGUGCUUCAGUCAGGUGCAAAAGAGCCUUCUGAUCUUCCAGGAGGAGAGACUGCAGUCGGUGAAGUUGAAGACGAUGAAUUUGCACGAAUCAUGUCCAGGUUGAAUGAACUUGAAAUGGAAGAGGAGCAGGAGGGUGAAGAUGGGGACGAUAGAGAUGAAAAACAUGAUUCUCCAAUAGAAAUCGAGGAGGAGAGCGAGCACGAUAUGGUAAAAGGAAUUAGAGGUGAGACAGACCACAAUAAGUUCAUGGAACAAGAAACUGGCGUAUCUGUUCCUAAGAAAGCCUCGGGCCAUAGCUCUUCCAUUCGCGAACCGAGAUAUUCAGAGCCAAGAAGCAAAGGCAAAGUUAUUGAAGUGUUACCUGAGAAACAGCCAUACAAAGACAUAGAUGAUCUAUUGAAUCAGUGUAUCGGACCAAAGACACAAUAUCUCCCCAAAGAAGAUCAAACACGUGGCGGAAUUCCCCAGCAAAACGCUGGAACAUGGAGAGACUUUCAAGCGACCUCCGCUGUUUCCAGAGCAAAGCCAAAGACCAAUGUUGUAGGUCAACAAAAGAUUGAGUCACCUAUACAGAAACCGGAGCCAAAGUCUGAGACUAACAAGGCUUUUACUGGAUUGAUCGUAGAGCAUGACCAUAAUCUACAAACCAACACACACCGCCAAAUGCAGUCUUCAGGGUCUCAACCAUCAAAACCAGUUUCAAGAUUCAUGGCACAGAGAAGGUAGCCAGUCAGCUCUAUGUACAAUUUUGUUGGUUUCCUUCUGAUAUGUAAGAAGUAAGAACAAAUGUGUGCAUCUUGUAAG
Eutrema salsugineum is the source of this 1354-nucleotide messenger RNA. Its product is annotated as RNA polymerase II subunit 5-mediating protein homolog. Gene Ontology annotation, biological process: negative regulation of phosphatase activity; negative regulation of transcription by RNA polymerase II. The record is from RefSeq and is a predicted model, not a curated record. NCBI's taxonomy places the organism in Eukaryota, Viridiplantae, Streptophyta, Magnoliopsida, Brassicales, Brassicaceae. The transcript is spliced from 10 exons. The coding region runs from base 65 to 1276 and encodes 403 amino acids. Gene Ontology annotation, molecular function: chromatin binding; transcription corepressor activity; phosphatase inhibitor activity.